AUCACGUGACUUUAUUUUGUAAACAAUGGCACCGUUACAUGUUCUUGUCAUGGGACAUUCAUUCAUACGGAGAUUGAGAGACUAUGUUUUCACAGAUGGAGAUAAUACGAAUUUAAGAUUGCAAGGAGAUCAAUUCGAAGUGGAAUUUCGCGCGGCGGGAGGUUUGACGAUACAUCGGAUGGCUAGUGAUGGACGUUUUACUUCAUUUGAGAGAAUCCCGGACAUUGUGUUCCUUCAGAUCGGUGGAAACGACCUUGACAAUGGAAGAGAUGUUAAAACUGUUACGAGAGACAUUAUAAGUUACGGAAAUUUCCUUGUGAAAGGAUGUAGCGUUCAGUCAGUCAUUAUUGGACAGGUUAUUUGGAGAAAAAGGACCAAUAGUUACAACGCUAAAGUGAUAGAACUUAACAAUGCAUUAAAACAUUGGGUUCAACAACAUGCGGAUGCAAACAUUAUAUUCCAUCACCACCAUGGUUUCUGGUCUUCUAAUUUUGACUUCCUGUCCAGUGACGGUGUCCAUAUAAAGUGUUCCCACACUGACAAGAGGCACAUGCACAAAUACAUGCAAAGUGUCAAGAGAGCUAUUCUGAGAGCGGCUAAUCGUCUCCCUGGGUAA
This is a messenger RNA of Saccostrea echinata, 616 nucleotides long. RefSeq lists its product as uncharacterized. Gene Ontology annotation, molecular function: hydrolase activity, acting on ester bonds. The record is from RefSeq and is a predicted model, not a curated record. The coding region runs from base 26 to 616 and encodes 196 amino acids. Lineage: Eukaryota; Metazoa; Mollusca; Bivalvia; Ostreida; Ostreidae. The transcript has a single exon.